This is a messenger RNA of Macrobrachium nipponense, 1679 nucleotides long. RefSeq names its product RNA-binding protein 1-like. Gene Ontology annotation, biological process: mRNA splicing, via spliceosome. The record is from RefSeq and is a predicted model, not a curated record. Gene Ontology annotation, molecular function: RNA binding. NCBI's taxonomy places the organism in Eukaryota, Metazoa, Arthropoda, Malacostraca, Decapoda, Palaemonidae. The transcript is spliced from 11 exons. The coding region runs from base 425 to 1069 and encodes 214 amino acids. Gene Ontology annotation, cellular component: nuclear speck.
CGGUAUGGGCGGGGGAGCGUUGACGUCCUCCCUCCAUUGAUCUGCUGAGGAGCGUGUUGCUGCUGCUGCCGCCGUUCACCCCAUCGGGAAAAAAUAACAGCGACCGUCUCUCUCUCUCUCUCUCGUGUUGUACGGCAGAAUCAUCCUUACUUGACAGUGAUUGUGGGACAUUAUACGUACUCUUGUGAAGGCAGUUCGUACAUAGUCUGGAGACAGGGUUCAGAGAAAAUCUAACGAAAAUGGGAAUGGUUCCGAGCGCCAGCGCCACGGGAACACCUGAACUACUGGGUAACUAGCAUUUGCCGCGAGUUUUGAAAAUUUCUGCCAGUGCGACAGAGAAUAUAGCUAUAUAUAUACCUGCCAGUUGGUUGUUCAUCGUAGUGCUGACUGGGCUUGUCUCCAAUCUCUGACCUGCUGAUCACAGAUGCCUCCUAACGUUAAAAACAUGAGGACUGACUGCAAAGUGUAUGUCGGUAAUUUGGGUAAUACCGAUGCCAAACAUGAGUUGGAAUCUGCAUUCUCAAAGUAUGGACCUUUGGUGAAUGUUUGGGUUGCCCGAAACCCUCCAGGAUUUGCGUUCGUAGAAUUUGAAGAUCCAAGAGAUGCCGAGGAUGCCGUUAGAGCCCUGGAUGGAACGCGAAUGUGUGGUGUGAGAGUCAAAGUAGAGAUGUCGACCGGCCGUUCUCGACGCGAUCGUUUCCAUUCCCCUCCUAGACGCGGAGGUGGUGGUCGAAGGUCCAGGUCGCGCUCCCCAAGGCGUUACGGUGGUCGUGGUCGAUCUCGCUCUCGUUCUCCACGACGUUCCCGCUCCCGGUCACCAAGAGAAGAAAGCCAGCCAGGUCCUUGUGAAAAAAGGCAAAGAAGGGAAAAAACUCCUGAAAAGCAGCUACCAGUUGCUUUUAGGGAAUGGGAUUCCCCUUCCAAACAACGACUCUCUCCCCAUCCCUCCUCUCCACAUCCAUUUCCACAGAUCCAAAGAGGUGCACGUCGUGGAUCUCCAAGAUAUGAUGACUAUCGGCGCCGUAGUGAGUCUCCAGCUUUUAAAAGACGCAGCCGUUCAAGGUCUUAAGUAGCCAGGACAAUGGAAUCUUCUUAGAACAAAGGAAGCCUUGCUUAAAGACUCAAGAUGAUAAUGAAGUUUUUAAACCAGGCUACAAGGUGCAUCAUACUGUAUAGCUGUCCUUUGUAAGUGAUAAUUUCCUAUGCCAGGGCCCAAAAAUUACAUUUUUAUUUUUAUUACUAGACUUGACUUUACUACUUAUUCUUUAGUUUGCCAGUUUGGUUUAUGAUGUCACAUGUAUUUUUUAUAUGGAAAGAAAAUCUUUUUCCUUGGCAUAGCCAGUUGUGUUGUAGAAUAUUUAGUAAUUGUAAAUGGAUAGUGAUAGCUACUGACUGCUAUUCUUUAUUAAACUGGAUUUAGAAUGAGUGUUGUAAGGAUGUAUGCUGUCAUUCAAUCAAGAAGAAUUUUUUAAGGAUGUUAUGAAUGGAUGUAUAAAUGGCAACCCCAUGCCCUUCUCAAUUCUUUUAUCUGGCAUUAAAGCUAUGAAGUGGAAUAGGCAUUACACAAUAAUGACAAGAUCUGCUAUCACAGGACAAGAUCUCCAAAUUGGGAAAGGUAAGGGGCAAUUCAGUAUAGGGUAAGGUUACAAGUUGUGAAACUAAUAAAAUUUCACAAAUUA